This is a messenger RNA of Beta vulgaris subsp. vulgaris (sugar beet), 1311 nucleotides long. RefSeq lists its product as uncharacterized. The coding region runs from base 1 to 1311 and encodes 436 amino acids. The transcript has a single exon. Lineage: Eukaryota; Viridiplantae; Streptophyta; Magnoliopsida; Caryophyllales; Amaranthaceae. Gene Ontology annotation, molecular function: nucleic acid binding. The record is from RefSeq and is a predicted model, not a curated record.
AUGCAAAUUGGAAACGGGGAAGACACGCAGAUAUUUUUGGAUGAUUGGCUGAGCAGCAGACCAAUGCAAAGGGCUGGUAUUUCCGCCCCGCUUCCAAAUGAUGCAAAAGUUUCACACCUAAUCUCAACUGGAAAUUGGGAUGCUAAUAUUAUCUGGACGAACUUUAGUAGAUUGACUGUCAGAGAAAUUCUUAGUAUCCAAUUACCAGAAACCAACUCUACGGAUACCAAAAUUUGGAGACCAGACAGAAAUGGAAAAUACUCUAUCAAGUCUGGGUACUGGACAGCUCAAGAACAAGGUAUCACUGCACCCGAAACGAUUUCCAAAUUUUGGAAAUCUUUUUGGAAACAGGAACUGCUUCCUAAAUGGAAAAUGUUCAUUUGGAAAAUUAUGCAACGUGUGCUGCCAGUAGCACACAAAUUGGAAAAAAGAAAAAUUCAGAUUGAAACGCAUUGCAAGUUUUGCAAAUCUGAAAAAGAAACAUUGGAGCAUCUCUUUAGAGAUUGUCAAUUCUCCAAAAGAAUAUGGUUCGGGACAAUGGGUUAUAGGACAAAUGGAAAUCAUGGGACUUUACAAGAAUGGAUUCAAAACACUCUCAACUCUAUUUGGAAUAGAAAUGAUGAAGGAUCACAUUCUUCAAUUCAAGCUGGAAACCGGGUCUUUGAUCCGGGAGAAAGCCAGAUCUUAAUGGUUAAAGUAAUAGCUACCAUGUGGGCAAUAUGGAUACAUCGCAAUGAAAUCACCUUUCAAAAUUGCACCCCGGAUCUUCAAAGAGUUAUGGAGACCGCUACAGAGUACAUCCACAGGCAAGCAAAAGCAACUUCCACCAAAGUCCAGGAAAAGGAAAAGCUUCAUACGAUCACAGAGAAACCAGCAUCACAUAAUCUAGCCUGGACUAAGGGAAUAAUCCAAGAAGGUCAGCUUGAGUGCUUCCAGGUAGAUGGAGCUUGGAAAAAGGAAAAAAAUUCUCCUAAUGCAUGGGAAGCUGCUAUUGCUUGGGUGAAUGAAUAUAACACAGCAAGAUGGGAGGCACAAAAGAUUCUGGGCUCUUAUCCAGUCCAAACAGAAUCCCUCGCAAUCUUACAUUGCAUAGAAAGUGUUAGAGCAGAGUUCAAGGCAAUAUCAAUCAAAACAGACUCCAAAGAGAUAGUUCAAGCCCUGCUGUAUCCUUUGAAUUCACCACUAGAAGUUAGAAAUAUAAUUGCUAAUAUUGAGGCUAGAGUAGCUAACCUCCAGUUUAUUUCUAUAGUUAACGUGAAAAGAGAGGAAGUAUCUAAGGCACAUUUCCAUGCCUCAAAAGCAAGGAAAUAA